Messenger RNA from Doryrhamphus excisus (bluestripe pipefish), 2463 nucleotides. It is a transcript of the gene gfra4a, whose product is annotated as GDNF family receptor alpha 4a. Gene Ontology annotation, cellular component: external side of plasma membrane; signaling receptor complex. Gene Ontology annotation, molecular function: signaling receptor activity. The record is from RefSeq and is a predicted model, not a curated record. Gene Ontology annotation, biological process: nervous system development. NCBI's taxonomy places the organism in Eukaryota, Metazoa, Chordata, Actinopteri, Syngnathiformes, Syngnathidae.
GAGCCGAGCGCAGGUGGCGGGAAGAGUAGGAGAACCGCGGGACCCACCCGGGAUGCUGAAGGACCGACAAGAACUGGACUCGUUUUAUUAAGGGAGCGUCUCAUUCCCUUUUUGCGCACCUUUCCUUUCCCGCUUUGCACAAAAAGUUUGUUUAAAAAAAAGAUGCUCCCCGCCGCUGCUCCCGUCCUGCUGCUGCUGCACUUCUGUGGAUUUAUCUCCUGAGAGACCGCUGCCGCUCUGACGCGUCUCGUCUCGUCCCGUCCCGGUACCGUUUCACAGAGGGGCUCCUUUUGGUGGAUGAAUGCCGCACUCCGUCAUGGACUUCCUCGGACUCUACUUCCUGCAGAUCGCCCUUCUCGGACUUCCACGCGUGGCCCUCUCCGACGGCAGCUGGGACUGUCUGCGUGCCGGCGACGCCUGCUCCGGCGAUGACACCUGCAGCCCGCGACUGCGCACCCUCAGGCAGUGCGUAGCAGGCGAUGGCAGCGUCAAGCUGGGUCCCGGAGCAAGGAACCAGUGCGAGAACGCCAUGACGGCGCUGCUGUCCACUCCGCUGCACGGCUGCCAGUGCAAGCGAGGCAUGAAGAAGGAGAAGAACUGCCUGAGCAUCUACUGGAGUCUGCAGCAGUCUGUCCUGCACGGUCUCCACCUGGUGGAAGACUUCCCCUACGAGCCAGAGGAGAGGGGCUCCGACUACGUCCGCCUGGCGUCCAUCGCUGCGGAGUCUGAAGUGACCACCGUCAACCGUUGCCUGGACGCUGCCAAGGCGUGCAACAUAGAUGAGACGUGUCAGAAGCUCCGCACCGAGUACGUGUCGUCCUGCAUCCAGCCCUCGGCCCGCUCCGGACCCUGCAACCGGCCAAAGUGCAACAAGGCGCUCAGGAAGUUCUUUGACCGCGUGCCGCCGGACUACACUCACGAGCUGCUCUUCUGCCCGUGCACUGACACAGCGUGUGCCGAGCGCCGCCGCCAGACCAUCGUGCCGACGUGCUCGUACGAGGACAAGGACAAGCCCAACUGUCUCGCCCAGCUGAGGGUCUGCAAGGCCGACUACGUGUGCAGGUCUCGCUGGGCCCAGUUCCAAUACGACUGCCAUCCCUGGGAGCAGAGCCCCAGCGGCUGCAAGCAGGAGAACCAUGGAGCGUGUCUGCUGGCCUACACCGGCCUCAUCGGAAGCACCAUCACCCCCAACUACCUGGACAAUUCCACCUCCAACGUGGGACCCUGGUGCUCCUGCAGCGCCAGCGCUCACCAGCGGGAGCAGUGUGGAGACUUCCUGGCGUUCUUCCACGACAACGUCUGCCUGAAGAACGCCAUCUUGGCCUUUGGCAAUGGCUCGGAUGUGAAAAGCGGUGGCGCUCAGCCCGGAAUUCCCAGCCCGGCCGUGCACUCUCACUGGGCCACCAGCGCCGCCCCGGGCGUUUCCAUGGAAACAGAGCAGAACAUCCUGAAAGCACAGAUACCCACCCAAGUCAAUGACAACGACAGAUUGUGGGGCGACGAGGGCGACGCCACCCUCCCUUCCCCCAACCUCUCGGACCGCUCGUGUGGACGCCGCUGCUCCUCCUCGCCGCUCCUGCUGGGACUCAGCUGGCUGAUGAUGACGACGAUGAUGAAGCUUCUCAGUUGCCACUAGGGGGCGUCGCUCUCGCCGGCCGUCGCCAUUGGCAACACCGCCGACCUGGGAGGGGAUAGGACCUGAAAGUGGGCGGGACCAAGGUUCCUCUCCCUCUCCCAAAAAGAGCAACCACUUUUUGUCUUUUUUGUGAAUCAUGACUCGGCACUUUUCCGUGCGGCCACCAGACGGACGAUCAGGAAGUGCGCCGUCCAUUUCCUCCUUUAAAAGUGUCAUGUGAUGCACAGAGUGGAUAUAAAUAACUUGAAAGAAUAUAAAGAGAACUUAAUUAUUUUGCUGUCAGAAGAUCAUUUCCGUGAGUUCUCAUUGUGACCACAAGGGGGCAGGACUGAGGCCGCCUGUGUCGACGUGUACUCGUUGGCGUGGAAGCCUUUUGAUGGACAAACAAGCUGAGCGUUGUGUUCAUGUGGAUGCUAAAAUACCUUUUUGUGUUCUUCAUGUGUUCACAUCUCCUCCGGUCCACGCCAAAAGCACAACUUGCUUGCACAAAUGACGAGACGACGCGUGACCCGGAUCCGUUUCCCGAUUGCUGGCCUCGCCAAGAAGACAAAGCUCACACUCGGGUGUCUCAAACGACGACACGUGUUCCUUUUCCACUAAUUGUGUGUUUUUGUUCGGCAAACAUUCAAGCUUGGAGUUGAAAAGAAGAUGACAUUUCUGAUGUGGUGGUGAGGUUGUCAUGACAAGCAACCAAGCAACAUUUAAUGACCGAGGAUGAAAUAUUCGUAUUUUUCAAAAAAGACAUCAUCUUCAAUGUUCUUCUACAAAUGGUAUUUAUUAUUGUGUUGUUUGACACGGUCACUCAAUAAAGUUCAGACGUACACUGA